Molecule: messenger RNA, 315 nt
Organism: Dovyalis caffra
Lineage: Eukaryota; Viridiplantae; Streptophyta; Magnoliopsida; Malpighiales; Salicaceae
Source: the annotation of a GenBank genome assembly
AUGGGGGAAUGGAUCUAUCUUGAGUUUGAGAAGCUACCUGGAAAAAGUUCCAAAACGAGGGACAAUGUUGUCAUAACAAAAGAGGCAGUUCAUUUAAUAGCGAAACGGCCUUUAGAGCCAAAUGUUCGGUUGCAUGAGGCACCCGGGGCCAGUACCCUCCACAUCGCAUCACCUGCUGGUGGAAUGGAAGAACCAAUGCACCUGCUAGCAGUGGCUACUGCUUAUGUCCAAUUCAAUUCAGCUGCCUUCGAAACAGAAAGGCCCAUCUUUCCUGGCUGCAGUUUCCUCACGCUUCACCGAAACCACCACGUGUAG